AUGGAUUCAAACAAAGACCUCUUCAUCGACAACCCGUGCACUGACUACGAAUACGACGUGCAAGGCGAUCAGCAUCGGCAUCUAUCGCAUCUGGUAGGCUGGUACCCUGGCUGGAGCAUUUCAUCGUACCAGAACGGGUACACGAACGAGACGAUCCAACGCGCGGUGAACAUCUCGCUCACGGAUAGGGGACCGGGCAUCUCGGACUCCAAUGCCGGCUGGGAGAAGGUCUGGCGGUCGGCGUGCUGGGCACGGCUGAAUGAUACGGAGAAGGCGUAUUACGAGCUCCGGCUGGCGAUUGAUAUGAAUAUCGGGCAGAGCGGGCUGGAUCUCUAUGCGAGUGGGGAUCCGCCGACGGAACCAUUCCAGAUUGAUGCUAAUUUUGGAUAUCUGGGGGCGGAAGGGGGGGGGGGGGGGGGGGUGCUGAGUAUGCUUGCUGUGUAUUUUCCGGGGGGUUAUGAGGGUUCGGGUUCAGGGGAUGGAAAGAAAAGGGUUGUGGUGUUGGGGCCUGCUAUUCCGGCGGCGUGGAAGGGUGGGAGGGUGAGAGGAUUGAGGUUGCGGGGUGGCGGGAGUGUGGAUUUCUCGUGGGAUGAUAAGGGAAUUGUUAAUACAGGCAAGUCGGAUGUUGAGUGGCUCGAACAGCAGUUGAUCGGGCCUUCACAAUUGCAUCAACCCUCAUAG
Penicillium riverlandense is the source of this 681-nucleotide messenger RNA. RefSeq lists its product as uncharacterized. The transcript has 3 exons. Gene Ontology annotation, molecular function: alpha-L-fucosidase activity. NCBI's taxonomy places the organism in Eukaryota, Fungi, Ascomycota, Eurotiomycetes, Eurotiales, Aspergillaceae. The record is from RefSeq and is a predicted model, not a curated record. The coding region runs from base 1 to 681 and encodes 226 amino acids. Gene Ontology annotation, biological process: carbohydrate metabolic process.